CUGCUUGACGUGCAGCGUGCUGACGCUGUCGGCCAUCUCGUGCGACCGCUUCAUCGCCAUCAUGUUCCCACUGCAGGCGCACGUGCGCGUGACCAAGCAGCGCACCAGUGCCGUUAUCGGUGUCAUCUGGAUCACCUCCGCCGCCAUCUCCGUGCCUUUGAUCGUCUUCUCCCGUCUGUACACUGUCUCCUGGACGCCGCUGGAAUCCGUGACGUACUGCGGCUGGACGUGGCCAACGGAGGCCAGCUGGGACGCGGAGCGCGAGGAGUGCGUGUUCGCCUCGUCGGGCCGCAAGCUUUACUACUUGCUGGUCACCGUGGCGCUCUUCUUCCUGCCCGUGGCCAUCAUGCUGACCGCUUACUCCCUCAUCGUGUGGCGCUUGUGGAUCACACAGAUGCCCGGAGAGCGCAGCGCUGCGAACAUCAACGCCCAGUGCCGCGCAAAAAAGAAGGUGAUCACAAUGGUGUGCACGGUCCUCAUCGCCUUCGUCAUCUGCUGGAUGCCGCUCCAGGUCAUCGUGCUCUACUCGCAGUUCGGAGACUCAAAACUACGAGACAAGGAGAUGCCGGACUGGUUCAACGAGGCGUCGUCAGUGGCCACGUACAUCGCUUACUCCAACAGCUUGCUGAACCCGAUCAUUUACGGAGGCUUCAACAACAACUUCCGCCAGGGACUCUGCACCGUGCUCCAUUGCUACAUGCGCAGGAAGCCUUCGCAGUUGCCCCGCGGCUGGUCGCAGAGAUCGCGUAUGACCGUGUCCACGGGGACCGUGCCGACGCGAGACUCCUGCCGGGGAGCUAGCUACGCACCGGAUAAGCACGUCGCGCACAUGGAGCUCGUGCCCGUGGACAAAGUGGCGCCGCCACCGAGGGCGCAACCGAUGCUGCCGGGCAGCCAGCGCCAUCACGUGCGUCCCAAGAUGGAGCAACACUGCUGGCACCCCGUGUACGAUUAAAGCCAGCGCUCCACCUCAGACUCCACAGGAUGCGCGCGCAAAGGAACUCGGUGGUGUUCCGCAGGAAGUCGUGUCAUUUGUGGACGGAAAAGGACAGUCACAGAGAAGACUCUUUGUUGUGUUUCUUCCUUGUGAAUGUCCGAUUGCGCUCGCCAACCUGACCUUGCUCAGUGCGCGCGGAAGGCUUCGAGAAAACAGAACAGUUCCUUCAGUGACUGCGCCUGCGACACGGCCAAUGUAUAUGUCACCGCUGUCGCCACUCACUUCAGUAUACCAUGGCGAGGAACCGCAAAGCGUGGCAUCUUCAGUUAUUUGGUGAAACGGACUCGCCUUUAUUAAUGCAUUCGCUUAGAUUGCAGGGCCCGCGGCGUAAACGCUGUGGUGGGGUUGUUGAGCAAAGCUUGUCGGUCGAAACAGUAGACGGCAGGUCUUACAGUCAACUCAAGUCGUUGCUAUAGCCGUUAGGUUUGUGUGAAAUAGGUGUGCGGGCAUCGGAAGGGUCAAGCAACUAUUCACUGAUUCACAAUGGCGCUAAUAGCGAAUGCACCUGCGCACAAGACCUUCGCAGCAACAUUACGAGAAUUAGUUGCGGAGACAAAAUAUAUUGCGUGAUUCUUUUUCACGUCAAGCGGUCCCAUGUGGUA
Dermacentor albipictus is the source of this 1599-nucleotide messenger RNA. RefSeq names its product QRFP-like peptide receptor. Lineage: Eukaryota; Metazoa; Arthropoda; Arachnida; Ixodida; Ixodidae. Gene Ontology annotation, cellular component: plasma membrane. The record is from RefSeq and is a predicted model, not a curated record. Gene Ontology annotation, biological process: neuropeptide signaling pathway. Gene Ontology annotation, molecular function: neuropeptide receptor activity.